CCAUCCCUCAAAGUGAGCCAUCGCAAAGAGUCAGACUACUCGAACGACGAUUUCACUCGAGCACCGCUUGGGAAGAAGCAACACCAACCCCGCUCACCCGUUUGCCGCUUUGCUUCACGCUUGCUUUGUUUGAUUUUUUGGUGACAAACCGCACCCAACUCAGAUCCGCAGCAAAUUUUCGCGUGUGCGAGAUCUAGAGAGAUCUUUUCGUCUCAAAAAGCCACCCACAACAUAACCAAUCAACCGACUCUAUUAUUCGGAUCAAGUUCUCUGGUGAGCAUGAGUGACGCCGCGGGAUCCUCGUCGCCACGGACAGCAAAGCGAUCCCUAUUCCAAUCGCUCAACAAGAGCCUAUUCACGCGCUCGGCCAAACGCUCAGACCAGCUGUCCGAUCCCGAUUCGGCGCCAGUCAAGCAGAGCAUUUCCGUCUUGGUGGGCAGCUGGAAUGUGGGCAACACACCACCGCCGAGCAGCAUGGCGUCCUGGCUGCGACCGACCGACAACCACGACGUCAUUGCUGUCGGUGUGCAAGAGUGCCAGUACGAUCCACGACCAGAGUAUGAAUCUUGCGAGGAUGACUGGUUUGGUUCGGUGGCCAAGACGCUGGGCGACCGCUACACAUCGGUUGCCAACAUUUCCAUCACACCAAUGACUGUCGACACGUACAAGAGCGAGCAAUCCUUCCUCGACGCUGUGCGAGACGGCAAGGCCCGGAGCGGCGAAAUCCGAUUGAGCGUACACGUGCGAAAGGAGCAUCUGCCGCUCAUUUCCAACGUGGAAAAGUCUCUGCGCACCACGGGCCGGUUGGGCGGGUUGUCUGGUAACAAGGGCGGGCUGUGCGCCUCGUUCAAAUUCGGCGAGACCCAGCUUUGCUUUGUCAACUGUCAUCUCAACGCACACGACGAAAACUACGAACGACGCAACGCGGACGCGCGGGCCAUCAAUGCCGGCAUCAAGAACGGUAUCGACGGCUUUGGCGCGACCACGCAGUACCCGUACGUUUUCUGGUUUGGAGAUCUCAACUAUCGCGUGGAAGCACCGCUCGAGGAGGUCAAGGCCAUGCUUGCCGCCAAAAACUAUGCCGCCAUGCUCGAGCGCGACCAGCUGGCCAAGUCCAAGCAAUCUCGGCAAGGGUUUUACAACUACCGCGAGGCGCCCAUCACGUUCGCACCCACCUUCAAGUUCAAGAAGAACAAGGAAGAGUACGACUUUGGCCGUAUCACGUCGUACUGCGACCGCGUCCUCUACAAGACGCUUCCAGGGUUGGAGCUGGCCGAGGGCCUUUAUGACGGAGCGUUCGACAUUCACACCAGUGACCACGUCCCCGUGAUGAGCUGCUUCCGUCUCGAUAUCGUCGCGCCCUUCACGCCCCUGAACACGACACACGUUUUGCACUUGGGCGACUUGCGAACGGAGGACCUGGCCAUUCCCGAAAACAGCGCGCCGGACGCCCAAGCCCUGCUGCAUGCCUGCUUCAACUUUGCGCACGCCACCCUCGUCACUGACGACACUGGCGCAGAGCGCAUGCCCAAUCCCAAGUGGAAGGACAAAAUUUCGCUCAAGGUCAAGGGCUUCUCGUUCGAGUAUCUGCGGGACUGCCACAUUCUCGUCAGUGCACGCGAGGAAGGCAAGUCACGUUCCAGCCUUGGCGAGGCUGCCAUCUCGCUGUCCGAGGCCUGUGACAGCGAGAAGGCGACCUUUGCUGUCGAUCUAGUGCUGCACGGUGUGCCAAAAGCACGGCUGCUUGGUACUGUUUGGAUUGAGUAGCAUUGCCUGUCUCGCUGCCACUUCAGUGCGCCAAGUUUGUCGUGCUGGUCUGCUUUCCCCAUUUCUGCCGUUGGUUUUUUUGCUUCCAUUACUUUGUAUUUGUUUCAGUUAUGUCGUUUCGCUGCAGCUUGAUUGCUGUAGCUUGUGCGUGUGUGUGAGUGUGUGUGUGAGUGUUUUGUUUUUGUUGCGGCUGUUGCUGCUGUUGCUGAUGAUGUUUGUUGUCGUUGUUGUUUGUGUUGUUGCUGAGGGCACCAGCUACGCUUCGUACUUCACACGGUUGCCCUUCGGGCUUAUUGUAACAGAUCCCAAAUAAACAGUGCCGCCUA
Molecule: messenger RNA, 2093 nt
Organism: Capsaspora owczarzaki ATCC 30864
Lineage: Eukaryota; Filasterea; Ministeriida; Capsasporidae
Exons: 2
Coding region: 280-1767 (495 amino acids)
Biological process (GO): phosphatidylinositol dephosphorylation
Molecular function (GO): phosphatase activity
Source: RefSeq, a predicted model, not a curated record